Messenger RNA from Drosophila mauritiana, 1124 nucleotides. RefSeq names its product serine protease grass-like. Gene Ontology annotation, molecular function: serine-type endopeptidase activity. Bases 1 to 1080 code for a protein of 359 amino acids. Lineage: Eukaryota; Metazoa; Arthropoda; Insecta; Diptera; Drosophilidae. Gene Ontology annotation, biological process: proteolysis. The transcript has 4 exons. The record is from RefSeq and is a predicted model, not a curated record.
AUGGUAUUUCUUAAAUCAACUGAUGGUGAUUUCGUGUGCGGCGGAACUUUGAUCACAAACAGUCUGGUACUGACUGCAGCGCAUUGCCUAAAACCGAACCAGACAUUAUUUGCUCGUCUGGGGGAGUACAUAAGAAGUGAAAAAGAUGACAAAUGCGUUGGAAGUUACUGCCAUGUCCGAGCAAAGCACAAAGUGGACGAGGCUUUCAAGCCACGGCUAUUUCACAACAAAAUGUUCUGGAACGACAUAGCCAUUCUGCGACUAGAAAAACCAGUGGUUUACAGAGAUAACAUUAGGCCCAUCUGUAUUUUGUUGAAUCCUAAAUGGAAGAAGUAUAUCGAUAAAAUUCCGAUACUAACCGGAACUGGUUGGGGCAAGACCGAACACGGAACCGACAGCGAUGCGCUCAGGACCCUAGACAUAAGGCGGCAGCCACCGCAAAUGUGCCUCCAGUAUAUCGGUGCUAAUAUCGUGGGAAAUCAGUUCUGCGCGGGAAACUCGAACAGUAAUCUGUGCAAUGGCGAUUCCGGUGGUCCUCUAGGUGCCUUAAUUCCCUUUAAGAACUCGAAACGCUACGUCCAAAUCGGUAUUGCCAGCUUUACAAACCGACAAUGCAAAUAUGUUAGUGUGUACACGGACGUUAUAAGCCACAUCGGCUUUAUUCUCAAGGUUUGGCGUAACUUCGGCAACGGUCACAAAAAGACAGUUUCAAAUAGACCUCAGGUCAGACCUUCAACGGGACCGCUAACCAGACCACCAACCCGACCGCCAACUAGACCACCAACUCGUCCGCCGAGUCCGACGAGUCCACCGAGUCCACCGAUUCCACCGAGUCCACCUAUUAUCACCCCACCAGCACCGAAUCCUCCUUCCAUGCCACCUGUCAUACCCCCGAUUCCGGAACCUAACUUUAUAGAUCCCAUGCCAGGACAUUGGGACAUCAAUUAUGAUUCGGUUUGGGACUCCCAUGAAGGUCAUUACGGGAAAGUGGACUAUGACUGGUAUAAUGAUUAUAGCCCAGAGAGCGAUUCGCACGAGUAUAGACAUAGAUAUCCAGGAAACUUUCCAAUGAUUUUUUAGCUGAAAGCCUAUAUGUUCGCAAAACAAAAUAUUUAAAUCAAUGU